This is a messenger RNA of Parnassius apollo (apollo), 561 nucleotides long. Lineage: Eukaryota; Metazoa; Arthropoda; Insecta; Lepidoptera; Papilionidae. The record is from the annotation of a GenBank genome assembly.
AUGCAGGUGGUUUGCGAUGCUAAGCUGUAUAUCAGAGACAUCGUUUCCAGAUGGCGGGGCAAUACCCAUGAAUCCCGUAUCUUUAACGAAUCCACUCUUAAGGAGCGCUUUGAAAGAAGAGAGUUUAGAGGGAGACUCUUAGGAGACUCAGGCUACCGAUUAGAGCCAUAUCUAUUCACAUCUAUACUAAGACCACAAAAUGAGUGUGAAGAAAAAUAUAAUCGAGCACAAAUUGCCACUCGGAACUGUGUUGAACGUUGCUUUGGAGUGGGGAAGCAGCGAAACAUGAAAAAUGUGAAACCUACAAUUGUGGCUCUUGCAGUGUUGCACAAUAUUGCAAUAGGACAUCAGGAUUCGAUACCAGAUCAUGAUGAUGAACUCAAAACAAUUGUAGAUGCUAAUCUUCUACCUCAAAUUGGUGAGGCCAGAGGAAGAGACUCCAAUAAUGCUCUUCUACGAGCAUUUAUCGAUAGACAUUUUAGCUCAUUAAGGGUAAGAGUAAGUAAGCUCCACAUUUUAAUUUUAAAUUAUUUAUUUUCAGGAACUAGAAGUUUUUUAUAA